AUGGACAACGAUUACGACUGUCCAUGCACAGAAGACACCGAUUCGUCACCGCCGACGCCGCCUAUUUGCGUUUGUCCGCGCGACGACCACGAUAUCGUGGUGCACGAAACCAACUGCCUGCUCUACAAGAACGAGCAGAUGAUUUAUAAAGAUACGGACGGCUGCGAAUGCGACUAUGACGCCGUGCAAGCCGAUGACGACAUUUGCCGUUGCUGCCGGUGCCCACAGGAUCAAUGCCGCUGCGGAAGAGCCGGCAAGGAGGCGUUGGACGAAUGGCGCAGCAAGCGGGUGAUGGGCGCCAUGCCAGCAGUGCUGGAAGCGACGCAUCCGCUCAUGCAGAAGUUCCAGGAGACACUCAGACGAUUCCUCGAAAGGGAGAACGCUAUAGCUGCAGAGGAGAUUCAAAAAUUGCGCGACGAACUGAAGCAGAGCAAACAAGAGUACGACAAGGACCUGGAAACUAUUUACCGCGACGAUCACGACACCAACGCUCAAAGGGCUUUAAUAGCCGAAUACGAGGAGACGUUGGCCAAGAAAAUGGCCGAGCGGCAAGCAGAGGAACAGCGCGUGCACGACUCCAACGAGAAGUAUAAGAUGGCUCGAGAGAAGUUAGAGGCAAACCUCAUUCAAGAGCGAGAGGCAACCGAAGAGCUGGAGGCUUUGACGACGCUGUGCCGACAGCUUGAGGAGUGGCGCGAGGAGACGGAAUCAGACCUGGCGGUGAACCAGCGCAUGUCGGAGAAGAUGAAAACGGAGAAGAGAGCGUUGGCGGACGAGAAGCGACAGCUGGACUUGAUCAUAUACAGCCUUAGCAAUGAAGUCUGGAAGCUGGAGUCCAAACUGGAGAUGUUCCAGAAGCAGCUCGACAUCAAGAACGUUGAAAUGGAGCAAGUCAACGACAAGGUGACCGCUUACGCUGCAGAGUUGGAGGAUUUGGAACUGGACAAACGUCGCCUCGUGAGCCUCUGGAACUCUGUGCUGGUCAACAUACAGCACAGGGACAAAGUUUACGACUCCGUUCGUGACGACUAUAAGGCCCUGCAGGAAAACUAUCGUACGUUGCUGAGUAAAUUAGAGAUAACGAAGAAGGCGGCUAUGGAAGAGAUGAAUAGAGGCAAAGAGAUCGCAAUGAACAAAGACAAGAUUCUGUACGACAUUGUGGCCGUAGAAAAGCUACUGGACGGCGAAGAGGCGAAACGAGUUAAUUUGGAAACGCAGAUAUCAGAGCUCUCUGAAUCAAUAGAGAUGACGGAGAGAGAUCAGGAGCUUAUCAAAUCGGAGAAUCAAACGAUGAGGAACAUACUGAGAAGCACCGAGAAGGACUGCCACCGCAAGACGGAGCAAAGGCUGAAGCUGGAGAAUGAAAUUUUGACGAACCUCCAGGAGUGCCUGCUGAACGACAAAGCGGUCGAGGCAAUGGCCAACGGCAUUAAGAAGAUGAGGGAAAUGUCCAGGAAGCAAGAAAUCGCCUUAACAGCAUUGGAGAAUCAACACGCGAAGAUGAUACUUGACAUCGAAGUGCACAAAAGUAGACAGGCGAAAAAUAAAAGUCACUUUGGAAGAGAGCUUAAAUGUAAACUAUUCGACAUGAAGUCACCGCAGGAGAGGAGAAUCGAGGAGUUGGAGCAGCAGAUCAGGAGUUUGCGGGAGCGAACGGAGAGCGCCCAACACGACUGGCUCCGUCUGCAGGGGCACGUGGUGAAGCUGGCCGGGCAGCACCACAAGAUUGUCGCCGAUAUGAACCUCAUCAAUAAGCAGAUCCAGAUCUGCGAGCAGAAGAGCAUGCGCAUACAGGCCGAGUGCGAGCGGAUCGGCCGCGAGCGAGCGGGCGUGGAGCGCUCGCUGCGCUCGCUGCGCGGCGCGCUCGAGGUGGCCGAGCGCACACGGAAGGACGCGCUCGAGCGGAACGCGCACGCAGAGCGCUCGAACGCUGCGGCCACCUACGAGUACACGGCCGGCCUCAAGGACGCCGAAUCGGAAAUUUUCGAUCUGGAGGACGAGAUCGAGGCGCUAGAGAAAGAGAAGAUAAACCUCACUCAGGAACUGGAUAGAGUCCAGAGGGAGGCAUUGAUAUGGCAGAGAAAGGGUAUCCUAGCAGUCGAGCUCAAACGGAGCAUUCAGGGCUCAAAGUCAGCGGCCGGGGAAAUCGGACAGAUGAAAAAUGAGAUACACCGAAUGGAGGUGCGCCGAGAUCAGCUCCGGCGCACCGGCGAGCGGCUCGCCGAGGACCUCGCGCUGUACGUGACGCGGCGCGAGACCGUAGUGGACAAGGGGCGGGCGGCCGCCGCGCUGGAGAGGGCGCACGGGGCCGCGCACGCCCCCCGCCCCGCCCACCACCACCGGCUGCGCCUGGCGCGAGCGGACGCCGCACGCCUCGCCAAGGAGUUAAGCGACGCUAAGGCGCACAUGGAGUACCUGCGCAGUGAGCAGGCGCGUCUGGAGAGGGACACCACCGCCGCGGCGGAGCUAAGCAACCACUUGGAGGAGCGCGUGGCCACGCUGAUGCGCGAGUGCCGCCAAACGGAGACCCGCAAACAUUGGCUCCUGGAGAGGGUGGUGCGCAGCCAGCGCCUCGGCAGCGAGCUCGGCGCCGCGGUGAAACGGCAGAGUCUGCGCGUCAAGAAGCCCAAGGGGGCCGUGCUAGCGGAGUACAAACAGGCGCGCGCCCUCAACGACACGCUGAGGGACGUCGUGGCCACCCUCGGCCGGGAGUUCCCCUAUUUGGGCGACAAGCUCGACGCGAUAGGGCACACGCUCGACGUGGAGACGCCGAGCCAGUCGCCGAGGCUGUCGCAGAUACAGUGCGCAUGUCCCGAUCGCGUGCCAUCGCUUGACGACAUCGCCGAGAAGCCGCUCGAAGUUUGCGAUCGCCCCGAA
Messenger RNA from Iphiclides podalirius (scarce swallowtail), 2877 nucleotides. The record is from the annotation of a GenBank genome assembly. Lineage: Eukaryota; Metazoa; Arthropoda; Insecta; Lepidoptera; Papilionidae.